Molecule: messenger RNA, 3049 nt
Organism: Myxocyprinus asiaticus (Chinese sucker)
Lineage: Eukaryota; Metazoa; Chordata; Actinopteri; Cypriniformes; Catostomidae
Gene: kcng3
Product: potassium voltage-gated channel, subfamily G, member 3
Exons: 2
Coding region: 260-1519 (419 amino acids)
Biological process (GO): protein homooligomerization; potassium ion transmembrane transport
Cellular component (GO): membrane; voltage-gated potassium channel complex
Molecular function (GO): delayed rectifier potassium channel activity; protein binding
Source: RefSeq, a predicted model, not a curated record
UUAGAUGAUGCACAAAGAAAGAAGUCACUUUUCCACCGUUCUCCAAAGUGAUACGCGCGCGCUCAUUCUGGCAAAAUCGGAAUAUAAUCAGACAUUUUAUGCACCAGUUGUUUUGGGGCGCGAGUUUGGAGCUGUUUUUGAUCGUUAUUUUCGUACUACUUAAAGAAAUACAUGGGAUGUUAACUAUGACCAUCAUCAAGCCAUAUUGUGCGUCAUUUCUCUUUUUUCACUUGAAUCGGUGAAGUCAAUCUGAUCCAAAAUGAAGUUUGGGAAGAAUAUAUGUAUCCUAAAUGUUGGUGGUACCAAGUAUGCUUUCACAAGAGAAGUUAUUAAGGAUUUUCCUCUCCGAAGAGUGAGCAGACUACACAGCUGUUCCUCUGAAAAAGAGGUCUUGGAGGUAUGUGACGAUUAUGACCGCGAGAGAAACGAGUUUUUCUUCGACAGGCACUCCGAGGCGUUUGUGUUCAUCAUGCUUUAUGUCCGAUCUGGAAAGCUCAGGUUUGUCCCGCAGAUGUGCGAGAUUUCGUUUUAUAACGAAAUGAUCUACUGGGGUUUGGAGAGCUCACAUUUGGAGUUUUGUUGCCAGCGACGGCUGGAGGAUAGGAUGUCGGACACAUACACGUACUUUUCAGAAGAGGACAUCAAGGCAGAGGUGGAGUCCAGAGGUGAGGAGGAGGAACAGGUCAGCAGGCUCGGGAACGCGCGGUGGCUGGAGAGGAUGCGAAGGACUUUUGAGGAGCCAGCUUCUUCCGUCGCGGCGCAGAUCCUUGCAUCAGUGUCAGUGAUUUUUGUCAUUACAUCUAUGGUCAUACUUUGCGCAAGCACUCUGCCUGAUUGGGAUACAGCAAAAAACAAUACAGUGGAAGAACACAGGAUUAUCGAGGCAGUAUGCAUUGGCUGGUUUACUGCCGAAUGCAUAGUGCGCUUCAUUGUCUCAAGGGAUAAAUGUGAGUUUGUGCGCCGCCCCCUUAAUAUUAUUGACCUGCUGGCGAUCACUCCUUACUAUGUGUCUGUCACUAUGACAGCGCUGACAGGAGAGAACCCUCAGCUACAGCGAGCAGGAGUCACCCUGCGCGUACUACGAAUGAUGCGCAUCUUUUGGCUAAUUAAGUUGGCACGUCACUUCCUCGGUCUGCAGACACUUGGGCUGACGCUGCGCAGGUGCUACCGUGAGAUGGUCAUGCUGCUGGUGUUUGUCUGUGUUGCAAUGGCAAUAUUCAGUGCCCUGGCACAGCUGUUGGAGCACGGGCUUGACCUGGAGACUAGCAACGAGGACUACGCCAGUAUCCCGGCAGCCUGCUGGUGGGUUAUUAUCUCCAUGACGACCGUCGGCUAUGGAGACAUGUACCCCAUCACCAUUCCGGGACGCGUGCUGGGUGGCGUAUGUGUCGUGAGUGGCAUUGUGCUGCUGGCUCUGCCCAUUACAUUUAUCUACCACAGCUUUGUACAGUGCUACCACGAGCUCAAAUUCCGCUCAGCACGCUGCAUGCGAAGUCUCUCCUCUGAGUUUCUCAACUGACUGUAGGGUAGUUCAUCCUGAGAUCCUCGGAACGUGCUGGUCUUCAGCCUAGUAACAUCACCUGCUCUUAUGUGCCUUUAUUUUUUAACAGACAUUCUAAAAUAUAUUGAUUAUGACAAGAAAAACACUACUUGUCUUGUUGAAAAAUUCAGACUCUGUUAUAUCCAAAUAAUAACAUAAUACCUCUUUACUGAAGGACACAUUCUGAAAUUCCAUAAUUCAUUGAUUUUGGACUAUACAGGAAUCUGGUUCAAUCCCCCUCCCAGCCACCCCCCAACGCUUAAAGGUGGAAAGUGCACAAAAAGCAUUAUGAUCCAAAGGAAUUGCACGAGCCAAUGUUUAUGUUGUAAACUCAUGCCUGUGUAAAUGAACAAAACGGAUCCAACAGCAUUUCCAUUAUAUGAACGGACAACUGUGGCAUUUGACAACUACAGAUGGCCAGGCUGCCUGAAACGGGCAUGUGGCGAGACCUUGUGUCCAAACAGCGCUCUAGAAGGAGCUCAUACAAAUGCUUGUGUUUCCAUGGAGAAGUCCAUCCUUGUUAAAUCAUUAAUUCAGCUCUAUAGCUCUAUAAGCUCUCAAAAAAGUGAAAAGGCAUGAAGAACAAAAGAAAAAGGUUUAAGCGUUUGGAGUGUGUUUUGGAGUGGCACAAUAGAAGCAUUUGAGCACAAUAUGAAAAUGAAUACUGUGAAACACAUUUGUUUUGAUAAUAAAAGUGACUCACAAAUGUGCAGAAUAAAAUAAAGUUUAUCCUUGUCUUGAUCAUACAAUGGUAGUUAACAUUACUAAAUCACAAAAAACAAACAUCAGCUGUCCCACCAGACAGCGACAGAUCUGCAACCUGUCCAUGCAUGAGUGUGUGAAUCAAGAGGCGUUAACUAAAUUGAUUAGCAAACACCUCACCCACACACUCACAAGUUGGAGGGCUGUCAUUCGCUUCCUUUCUCCUUUUUGAAUACAAGCACAAAAUCAAACCUCUUUCCCUCAUUCCAGGAACUUUCUGACUUUAUGCGUCUUUUUUAAAUCAAAAGAUUAAUUUUGGAUAUAUAUUUGCUAGAUUGGGGUACAUACUCUAAAUUUGAAUAGUAUUAUGUUAUUAUGGAAAUAAAAUAUAUUAAAUUAACAUUAUAACAAGGUUAUAAAGCUUACAGAUUUUUGCUAAAGAUAAAUUGAUAAUAAUAAUGUAAAAACCAAGAUAGAGUGCGUUGUUCAAAAUUCAGGUUAUGCUCUAAUGACAUGAUUUGUCUUUAGCCUUAAUUGUCAUGCAAUGUAGAGAUCUUUUUUCUUUAAAUAAUUGCACAAACAUUGUUUGAUUAAUGUCAUAUCACGCAAUGUGUAUUCUUGCAUCUGUUAGGAGAUGUUUGCCUUCAUGUCUGUGUCAUUUUGUAGCUAUGAAGAAGCAAGGAUAUUGCAGUUUAAUGCUUCACUGUUUUUGUGGCUAUCUAGGGAGGGGGACAUUAAAAGAUGCAAACGAAAUCUUAUGUAGCUCUAUUCUGCGAUUUAAAGUGUAUUCUAAUUGGUAAAAGCAAU